AGAGGGUGACCAAACGGAGGGAGGAGGGAGGGGGAAACGGCGUAUGCUUGUAUACAACCCUGAUUUCCAUUUUUUUCCCAACUCGUAAUGUAUUUAAUUCAAGUGAAACGUAAUCAUGACGUGUCGUGUCAUUAAUCUCCUCGCCGCCUCUCCCAAGAUUAAAGGAGGUGGCUGCCGAAGUGUGUCCCCCCUCAGCAACGACACUAAAGAAUGGCAUAGCAUCACACACACAGCUGAGGAUGGAUUCUCCACCGGAGUGUGUGUUGUCUCUUUCUUGUGAGCAGCCCCAGUCUCCCCCAACACUGCCUUCUCUGGACCACAGUCCCCAGGCUUCUUCUCCUCACACCCAGCUCUCACUACCUGACAGCCCCAUUGCCCUUCCCAUUCACAGCCCAGAACCUUCCCCUCAGAGCCCAGACACUACGCCUUAUUUCCCCCUCUCUCCCUUUCCCCUCCUCCAGGACACUAACACCAAUUAUCAUGGUGUUGAUGAAGACGAUGAUGAAGAUGAAGAGCUGGAUGGAGUUCCUUCAUCCCCAACUCCAGCUGUUGCUCUGUUUCCAGGAGGAGGGGGACCAGAAGCUGGAUGUAGCCCUGGUUUGGACUCCUCUCCUCCAGCCACCCCAUCGGCACCACUCCUUGGGUUUGGGGCGCUGGAACUGGCCCUUUCCUCGGGGCAGAGUGGAAACUGCAAUGAUGAGCUGGAUCUCCAGCUGUUUCAGAAGGAUACCGUUACCAGAGCGAUGCCUGGAGUUGGAGGGGCUUCCUCAGGCCCUGCGCUCAGAUUUCCCUGCCAUGUGUGUGGAAAGAGAUUCAGAUUCCAAAGUAUUUUGUCUCUCCAUGCCCGAGCUCACAGUCUGGACCGAGAUCGCCGAGCUUCAGCCCUCUACCGGACUGGAUUGCCCUCAACACCUAUAAAGCAACACCUCAAGGUCCAGCAGAACCACAAGGAUUUAAUCCAGAACCAUAGAAGUCAAUCAAACCAGCGUUUACUGCCAGCGACUCUCAUCCAGCAUCUGACAGAGGAGGACGAUGUUGAUGGUGAGAUGAAAGGACUAGAUGACAGCUUACAGGCAGACCAGAACACAAACUUUUUACUGGAUGAUAGCACACCAUUGACCCCUCCACUUACUGAAGACCCCAUUUCUGUGACUUCUCCCUAUUCUUCUAAUCCUUCUACAAUUGGAGAGGCUGCUUCUACACCAAUAGCACCUACAUUCCGCUGCCAUGCCUGUAAAGGAAAAUUCCGAACAGCUUCAGAGUUGGCCCGUCAUGUCCGCAUUCUUCACAAUCCGUAUAAAUGCACUCUUUGUGCUUUCUCUGCCAGCCAAGAGGAAAGCCUGGCAUCUCAUUUGCAGGAGUGCCACCCUUCCCCCGAUGUACCCACUCUGCCACCAGCCUUCAUUUCCAGGCCUAUCAUUGCAACCCCUGACACUCCUGUACCCACACCGAGUCAUACCCCAGCUCCGACUCCUAAUACCACACAAACGGCGUCAGGUGCAACAGCGGCCGCAGCCUCCUCACUGCCAGCAUUUCGAUGUGACACUUGUGGACAGCGGUUUACCCAGUCUUGGUUCCUGAAGGGACACAUGCGAAAACACAAGGACUCCUUAGACCACAAGUGCCAGGUAUGCGGCCGUGGUUUCAAGGAGCCUUGGUUCCUCAAAAACCACAUGAAAGUACAUCUCAAUAAGCUUGGGCUGAAAGCUGGGCUUGGAAACCUUGGGGGACCAGCAGGUGCUGAGCAGCCAGCCAAAGGCUCUGCAACUAAUCAGUCCCUCAAUGCUCUGUACUCCAGCCUGCUUCUAGCUCAGCGAGGAGGUGGCAGAGGACAGGGAAGAUCAGAGAGGGAUACUGGGGGCAGAAUUGGGAUUGGCUCGAGCAAAUCAGCUAUCCUGGGAUACCUGGGGUUGCCUAGCGAUGGCAGUGGGGGCAGCUGUAUGGAGAGACUUCAGGCAGUAGCUCAGGUGGCAGAAAUGGGAAAUGGUGGCAGUAGCAGUGUUAGCGCUUCAGGAGGAGGGGACCCAGGGAGAGGAGGGGGAGCCACUAGAGGAGGGAGCACAGGGGAAACAGCAGCACUGGUAUCUGAAGGAGGAGAACAGGUGACCUGGUGGCAGCUUGUGGCCCGGAGCCUGGCAGUUGCCCAGCAGCAGCAGCAGCAGCAGCAGCAGAGGCCCCAACAGCAGGGUCAGCGAGGCCAGGGUCGGAACUCUGUGAUCACAGAGGCCGACCAAGUCAGAGCCUACCUUGGAGGCCUUGAUCCAAGAGAAGAAACAGGGGGUGCAGGAGGACCAUGGGAAUGCCCAGACUGUGGAAAGCUAUUCCGAAGCCUUCAGCAAGUUGUGGUUCAUGCUCGUGUUCACACUCAGCGGCCUCAAAAAGGAGGUGGCAGCAGAGAGGAGGGGAGUGGCAGCCGUAGAGGAGCAGGGCUUGGUAGAGGUGGCAGUGGUGAAGUGAGACAAGAAUCUCAGCUUCACAGUAGUGGAUCGCAACAAACAGGAGAAGCGAGACACGAAUCAAAACUGCACAGUGGUGGAUCCCAACAAGCAGGAGCACCAACAGGGUUUCACUCUGUCAUCUCAAGCUUCAAAGGAGAAAAUGGUUUGACAGCAGUCUCCUCCAUACCUUCAGUUCCCACCAGGGAGCGUGUGCGUGGUAGAGGGAUAAAAGACUGCCCCUAUUGCGGUAAAGCCUUCCGCUCUUCACACCAUCUUAAAGUGCACCUGAGAGUUCACACAGGUGAGAGACCCUACAAAUGUCCCCACUGUGACUACGCAGGGACUCAAUCUGGUUCCCUGAAGUACCACCUCCAGCGGCACCACAGGGAGCAACGUAACGCCCUCUCGGCUUCCUCCAACCCCUCCUCUACCGGUCUAACCUCCUCUAUCAACAGUCUGACCUCUGGAACCUCUGGCCUGGCCAAACAGCGGCGAUCUCAACAAAACCACUGCCCAGUCACCCGAGGCCCAACAGACACCUCCACCUCGAGGCCCAACCAGCAGUCUUGGCUGCUGGGGCUUCCUGACCAACGGGAGCAUCGGAAGGCUUUGGCAGCUCUGAGGGAUGUGGAUUUAGAAACACAGUAUAGAUAUCUUUCUGGGGUGAUGGGGGCACUUUACCAAGGGGGGAUGGAAGGAGGUUGGAUCAGGGAGUCUCCACCACCAAAAACCCAGAAAGUGUCUCGCCGUAAGCCUCUUACUACAAGCCGAAUGGUUCAGCCCACAAAUGACAAGGAAGGGCCUGCAUCUUCAACCCAAGAGGGUGGGUUUGAACCUCUGGACCUGUCUCGUCGUCCCUCCCCUGGUCUUGGAGGGAUGGAAGAGGAUGGACUCAUCAGUAUAGGGGAUGGAGGAGGCAUUGGUGGUGCUGAAGGAGGUGGUGACAGUACAACAGGGGUCACACUAAGCCAAUGUUUGUUCUGCCCUUUCCGUACCUCUUCAGCAGAGCUGAUGGCCAUGCAUCUCCAGGUCAACCACACCAGUAAAUCAAGGCGUAAAAGAGGCUCUUCAGCUGCACUGGAUGAUGAUGGAGCUCCAAAAACCACCAAGUCCCACACGACACACUCUGACUCUCUUCGAAUGUGGAGGCUUGUGAGCGAGACAGAGUCCCAAGCACCACAAAGUGAGUGGUCCUCAACCCAGGCUCCGAACCAAAACGGAAUCUCUGAGGAUGAACAGGAACAUCUGGAUGAUGACCUUGACCACCAAGACUCCAGCUCGGCCUCGGGAUCCAAGAAUGUAGCAGACAGUCUGGCACUAAAGGAGAAGACGGAGGGUGAGGAGGAAGACCAAGAGGAGGAAUUAGAGGAGAAUUUAGAGGACAGUAGUGAGGAGGACUCGCCAAGGCAGGACCAGGAUUUGGGGAUGUCACUCACCCUUUCACCAGCCCUGACCUCCAUCCAUCUGACUGAAGAGGAGGAGAGAGUCUUAACAGAUUAAAAUCAUACUGAAUGACACCCUUUACAGAGUGGUACAGCGAUGCUUAAUGGAUUAAACAAAAGGGGGUGGAAAGUUUUGAGAAGAGAAGGAGUAUUGAAAAUUAAAUCACCUUUGGCUCCUCUAUAUUUGGACUGGAUUCUUGACUGUUCGUGGGGUUUGUGAAAAGGCCAACUGUUAACGUAUGUUUCCUCCAACGUUCUUCAUUUACUUAAGUUCUGACAGUAUGGUCGACCACAAAAUACUUCCUGUAGAAAAGAGCGUGGAUUCAUCUUUUCAGGAUUUUCUAGGCCACUUUUUGUAUCUGUUUUUUCUGAUCAACUUCAUCCCACUAAGACGGAUUUUUAAGAUUGCUCCUGUUUGAAGAAAAGAUAGAAACAUGCAGGAUCUGAAUUAUCUCUCCAGAGUUUUGCAUUUAUGGUGACGUGGGUACAUACUGACCAAGGUGAAGUCAGGGAUGCUCUCCUGACUCUCCUGACUGACUGAAACCUCAAACUUUCUCCUCAAAACACGGACACCGAGGAAAGUAAAGUCAAGAAAAGUGUCGAGCUGUCAAACACAUCUAAGCUAUUUGAUGUUAAUUUAAAGCAUGAGGAAAACUUAUGCUUCUGUUGAUAAUUCCCUCAACUAUGAAUCACUGCCUUGUGUGUCUGAAGAUUGUCUCAAGGUUAAAAUGAAAGAAAAGUAUGGGGUUUUUUUGUUAUGUUUUUUAAUUAGAGCUUGUUCAUAUGUUGUCAGUGGAGUCUCUGAUAUUGCUAAGUACAGAGGCUCUGCUAGCUCAUUCAUUUUAUCUGAAUAUACAGUUUAAAACAAUUUAAGUACAGUAUAUUUGUUAAAAGUGGUUCUUAGGUUUUGUGAAUAGUAGUAGCUUGACACAGAUGGCAGCAAUUUGUGGCUCAUCUUGAAGAGAAACCUGAAAACAAAAAAGCUGAUGAAAUACAUUAUGUAUUACAUGAUAUUACAAAAAAAAAAGGUCAAGACUGAUGAUAAAACUUAAGUGUUUACAAUGGUCCAGAAUGCGGGUUGGGUUGCCGAGGCAGCUCACAGUCAUCACUUAGAUACGUGGAAGAGAACAAAACAGAGAGCGGAAGUCUUUGGAGGCUGUAGGGACAUUGUUCGAGCCCCCGAACACAAUCAACUGACACCUUUUUAAGAGACUGAAACUUAGAACUGUGUCAAAAAAAAA
Molecule: messenger RNA, 5121 nt
Organism: Sphaeramia orbicularis (orbiculate cardinalfish)
Lineage: Eukaryota; Metazoa; Chordata; Actinopteri; Kurtiformes; Apogonidae
Gene: znf219
Product: zinc finger protein 219
Exons: 5
Coding region: 240-3938 (1232 amino acids)
Biological process (GO): regulation of DNA-templated transcription
Cellular component (GO): nucleus
Molecular function (GO): RNA polymerase II cis-regulatory region sequence-specific DNA binding; DNA-binding transcription factor activity, RNA polymerase II-specific
Source: RefSeq, a predicted model, not a curated record